Molecule: messenger RNA, 1113 nt
Organism: Leptosomus discolor (cuckoo roller)
Lineage: Eukaryota; Metazoa; Chordata; Aves; Leptosomiformes; Leptosomidae
Source: RefSeq, a predicted model, not a curated record
CCCCGCGUGGUGGUUUCUUUAACGGAGAUCUCCAUCGCCUCUCUCCAGGACCACUGCUACUACCACGGGCACGUCCAGGGCUACAGCGGCUCCUGGGUUGUCCUCAGCGCCUGCUCGGGAAUACGGGGCCUGAUAGUGCUGAGCAACAACGCCAGCUACUACCUGAAACCCCUGGGGACCCUCAAGCCAGGCCACCACAUCAUCCACCGAGCAGAGCACUUGCCCAUCCGAAGUGGGACCUGCGGCCACGGUGACCAUUUCGGGAGCACCAUCGCCCACAUCGCUCAGCUCUUCCAGCCAGUGCGCCACCGGGCGAAGAGAGAUGCCUGGAGGACCAUGAAGUACAUGGAGCUCUUCAUCGUUGCCGAUCACACACUGUACAGGAACCAGAACUUCAACCUGGGCCACACCAAGCAGCGCAUCGUGGAGAUCGCAAACUAUGUGGACAAGUUUUACAGGUCACUGAAUAUCAAGGUGGCCCUGAUCGGCCUGGAGGUGUGGACAGAGCGGGACCAGUGCGCCGUGACCAGCGACGCCAACGCCACGCUCUGGUCCUUCCUGCAGUGGAAGAAGGCGCUGAGGUCACGCAAGAAGCAUGAUAACGCCCAGCUGCUGACAGGGAAGACAUUCAGGGGGACAACCAUUGGCAUGGCCCCACUGGAGGGGAUGUGCAGUGCGGAUAACUCUGGAGGUGUCAGCAUGGACCACUCGGAGCAGCCCAUCGGAGCAGCCGCCACUAUGGCCCAUGAAAUCGGCCACAAUUUUGGCAUGAACCAUGACAGCACGGGCUGCUGCGUAGAGGCCACCCCGGAGCAAGGCGGCUGUGUCAUGGCAGGAGCCACUGGACACCCCUUCCCUCGAGUGUUCAGCUCCUGCAGCAAGAGGCAGUUGGAGAACUACUUCCAGAAGGGAGGUGGCAUGUGUCUCUUCAACCUGCCCGACACCAAGGACCUGGUGGUGGGACGGAAAUGUGGCAACGGCUUUCUGGAGGAAGGAGAAGACUGUGACUGUGGGGAGGUGGAGGAGUGCACCAACCCGUGCUGCAAUGCGCACAACUGCACGCUGAAGGAGGGGGCCCAGUGUGCCCAUGGUGAUUGCUGCCAGAGCUGCAAG